CCGGCUCUUAAGGGAACGUGUCCCUGCGGCGGCGGGGCGGCCGGGCCGGAAGUGCGGACCGCGUUGGGGGCAGGCGGCGAUGGCGGAGCAGGCUACGGCUCCCAUGAGCGAAGCGCACAACGUGAGCGGGCCCGGGGAGGCCCCCGCCGCCGGCCCGGUGCGCCCGCCCGCCACCCCCGAGGGCAUGGCCCUGGCCUACGGCAGCCUGGUGCUCAUGGCGCUGCUGCCCAUCUUCUUCGGGGCGCUGCGCUCCGUCACCUGCGCCAAGAGCAAGAAUGCUUCAGAUAUGCCAGAGACUAUUACCAGUCGGGACGCUGCUCGCUUUCCCAUUGUUGCCAGUUGCACCCUCUUCGGACUCUACCUCUUCUUUAAAAUCUUCUCUCAAGAAUAUAUCAACCUGUUGCUGUCUAUGUAUUUCUUUGUCUUGGGGAUCCUAGCCCUGUCUCACACCAUCAGCCCUGUCAUGAACAAAUUAUUCCCAGCUAACUUCCCCAGCAAACAGUACCAGCUUCUCUUCACCCAGGGCUCAGGGGAAAACAAGGAAGAAAUAGUGAAUUAUGAGUUUGAUUCCAAGGACCUUGUGUGCUUGGCCAUGAGCAGCGUCGUUGGAGUCUGGUACCUGCUGAGGAAGCACUGGAUUGCAAACAAUCUCUUUGGACUGGCGUUCUCUCUCAAUGGCGUGGAGCUCCUGCAUUUGAACAACGUCAGCACUGGCUGCAUCCUGCUCGGGGGCCUCUUCAUCUACGAUGUGUUCUGGGUUUUUGGCACCAACGUGAUGGUGACUGUUGCCAAAUCGUUUGAGGCACCAAUAAAACUGGUUUUCCCCCAAGAUCUGCUGGAGAAGGGGCUGGAGGCUGACAACUUUGCCAUGUUGGGUCUUGGAGAUGUUGUAAUUCCAGGGAUCUUCAUUGCUCUGCUGCUGCGUUUUGACAUCAGUUUAAAGAAGAACACGCACACGUACUUCUACACUAGCUUUGUGGCAUACAUCUUUGGACUGGGCCUGACCAUCUUCAUCAUGCACAUCUUCAAACAUGCCCAGCCAGCGCUGCUGUACCUGGUCCCUGCCUGCAUUGGGUUUCCUCUCCUCGUGGCCUUGGUGAAGGGAGAAGUAACCGAAAUGUUCAGCUUCUAAUGUCGCUGUUGUGGGGCUUCUCCCUGCCCCAGGGAACCAGUCCCUGCACGGCCGAGUCUGCUGAGCGACUAGCCUCUGCGUACGCUCUUCCCUUCAUGCAGCCAGAACCAGCCACCCGAAAGAAGAAGAAGCAACCUAAAUCUGCCUUACUGAAUAGCCCGACCCUCUCCCCGGCUCCUGGCUUAACUGAGGUCACUUGUCCCAGGCACACGUGCUCUUCGCAGCCUGGCCUGUCUGGCCUCGUGAAAAUGCCAGUGCCGCACUGUACGAGGGGCAGUGGUUUUAUUCAGGAUGGCCGAAUAUUCUGCAUGGCGCUGGGAGCCAGCGUUCUCAGAUCCACCUGCCACUUACGCAAGCCAGGGCUGGCUUGAGCUGAAUUCUCAGUCCCUUGACCGGGAGGAGGUGUCCAUCAGCGUGCGUGCUCAGUGAGCUGACUGGCACGUGUGUAUGAGCGUAUCUGCAUGUGUACCUUGCUGCCGUAGUGAAACCCUCUCUUCUCAGUUUGGAAGGUAUAUUGAGGGAGGGAGGGCUGCCUGUGGUGGGGGAGGUAGGUACAACAGGGCAUCAUACGCUGUCAGCCUCCCCUCUCCCACUGACUUCACUUGAAUCCUGUGUCUGGCGCUGUAACAAUGAUGGUGGGAGCUGUUCUCCCCACCUGCAUGGAGUCCUGCUCUGUGUGGAACUAGCCCAGCAAUCUGCGCUGCUAGGGGCGGGCUGGAAAGCCCCGCUCUCUGUGCAGCUGGCUGACAGUGCUCAUGCCCUUGGUCCUGAUCCACACGUUCCCCACCCACUUUCACCCAAAGCAGAGGCGUUGACUUUCCUAAGAACUGCAGCUGCUUAACUCCCAGCAUCCUCUCCUUCUCUUGCCCUCAGCUAUGAGGAGAAUUCCAUGCCAAAGGAGGAGUCUGGGGACUCCAAAGACGCAAGGAUGGAAACGGAUAAAAAAGAGAAGUGACCUUGCACGCCUGGGCCAGGAUGGGCGUGUCGGGACCAGGCCAGGCUGGGAUCCAGGCCCCAUCGCAAGGGAUAAAGAUAAAAAGACCAAUUGUGUAUCAGCAUCGUGUUGUGUGUGUGUGUGCGCGCGUGUGUCCGGAGAAACUGUCGGGAUGGGAGAAGUCUCUGGAAGCCACAUCUGUCUGAAGUCCUUCUGCCAUCCCGAUGUUCCACCUGGGGCCUGUCCACUGCCAUGCAGUGCUUUGGGCAGCCAUGCUUCCUUAUUUUAUUUCAUAUUUUUUUUGUCAUCUCCUAAAUGGGUAGAAAAAAGGGGAGGGGGAAAACCAAGGGGCUGAUUUUUAAAUUUUGUAUUGUGGAUUCGCUUUCUCUCAUAUUAAACCAUCUCGAAGGAUGGA
Molecule: messenger RNA, 2481 nt
Organism: Chelonia mydas (Green sea turtle)
Lineage: Eukaryota; Metazoa; Chordata; Testudines; Cheloniidae
Gene: HM13
Product: histocompatibility minor 13
Exons: 12
Coding region: 80-1132 (350 amino acids)
Biological process (GO): membrane protein proteolysis
Cellular component (GO): membrane; cytoplasmic side of endoplasmic reticulum membrane; lumenal side of endoplasmic reticulum membrane
Molecular function (GO): aspartic endopeptidase activity, intramembrane cleaving
Source: RefSeq, a predicted model, not a curated record